Mollisia scopiformis is the source of this 965-nucleotide messenger RNA. Its product is annotated as amidohydrolase 2. NCBI's taxonomy places the organism in Eukaryota, Fungi, Ascomycota, Leotiomycetes, Helotiales, Mollisiaceae. The record is from RefSeq and is a predicted model, not a curated record. Gene Ontology annotation, molecular function: hydrolase activity; carboxy-lyase activity. The transcript is spliced from 2 exons. Bases 1 to 960 code for a protein of 319 amino acids. Gene Ontology annotation, cellular component: cytosol; cytoplasm. Gene Ontology annotation, biological process: secondary metabolic process.
AUGUCCAACCGUGUUGACGUCCACCACCACUUCGUACCUCAAUUCUACCGCGAUGCGGUCGUCGGGGCUGGUGGAGACCCAUCCGGAUGGGAGAUUCCUCAAUGGUCCAAAGAAGGUGACGAAGCUUUCAUGAAGAAAAACGAAAUCACCACCACAAUCCUCUCCUUGACUGCCCCAGGAGCAUGUAUCCUCAAAGGCUCCGCAUCAGCCAAGCUCGCCCGCGACGCCAACGAGUACGCCGCCAAGAUGCGAGACGAAAACCCCGCUCGCUGGGGCUUCCUCGCUGCCCUACCUUCUCUACUCGACAAAGAGCUCGCCUUAGCAGAACUAUCACACGCCCUGGACGAGCUCAAAGCCGACGGCGUCACACUCUUCACUCGUUAUGGACCAGAUAACCAUUAUCUCGGCCAUCCGGAUUUCAAGUAUAUCUGGGAAGAACUUUCUCGCCGAGGCACCGUUGUGCUAGUCCACCCAACUCAUCCUGUUGACACGAAUCUGAUCAGCAAACUGCUUCCUCAGCCCGUCAUCGACUACCCUUUCGAAACUACUCGCACGGCUGUGGAUCUCAUUGUCUCCAAAACGGUGCGCAACUACCCAAACAUCAAGAUCAUCCUCUCACACGCGGGCGGGACCCUUCCGUACCUGGUGGGUAGACCGGCUACGGUCCUGCCAUAUCUGUCUAAAGACCAUGUGACUGAAGAUAUGUUUGAGGAUGCGAGGAACUUCUAUUAUGAUACUGCGGUCGCGGGAAGCGAGAAUGUUCUUACCGUGUUAGAGAAAUUUGCGAAGCCGGGCCAUGUGUUGUAUGGGAGUGAUUAUCCAUAUGCGGGACCGGGCAUCAUCGGCUAUCACACGGAUGGGUUGGAUAAGUUUGCAUUCAAGGAUGGGAAUAUGUUGAAGGGGAUCAACCACGAAGCGGCGUUUGAGCUGUGGCCGAGAUUGAAGCAGUUCCAGAAGUAGAUGGG